Messenger RNA from Scatophagus argus, 1484 nucleotides. RefSeq names its product mitochondrial methionyl-tRNA formyltransferase (gene mtfmt). Gene Ontology annotation, biological process: biosynthetic process; conversion of methionyl-tRNA to N-formyl-methionyl-tRNA. The transcript has 9 exons. The record is from RefSeq and is a predicted model, not a curated record. Gene Ontology annotation, cellular component: mitochondrion. Gene Ontology annotation, molecular function: methionyl-tRNA formyltransferase activity. The coding region runs from base 179 to 1291 and encodes 370 amino acids. NCBI's taxonomy places the organism in Eukaryota, Metazoa, Chordata, Actinopteri, Scatophagidae.
GCUUUGCCGAUGGCUGAUAGCCGUACACGAAGAAGACGGGGACGGAAGUUAAAAGGAAAACAUGGCGGCGCCUUAUGCCGACACAUUUAGGGCAAAUCUAACGUUACUUCGGUCACAGAAAUGAAGCCAUUGUCAGCACUGACACUUUUUACACGUUAUUUUGAGCGGAAGCGACAACAUGUGGGCGAACUGCAAGAAAGCAGGAGCUCCUCUGAGAGUCCUCAACCACCUUCAGUCCUGCUGUGUACACACCGUGAGGAGGAAGGGAGCUGAAGGGGGUCAGCGGCGGCUCUGCAGGCGCAUGUCAUCCUCAGGACCCCCGUGGAGGCUCUUGUUCUUUGGGUCCGAUCAGUUCGCUUUAGAGUCACUAAAACUCCUCUCAUCCAGCAGGAGCUGCGGUGAUGGGAUAGUGGAGUCUCUUGAGGUUGUUACUUUGUCCAGUGACGUCCCAGUAAAGAAAUUUGCUCAAGAGAACCACCUUCCGGUCCACCCCUGGCCCCCCGACAAUGUGGAUGGACAGUUUGAUGUUGGGGUGGUGGUGUCUUUUGGCUGUUUACUCCACGAGAGACUGAUCAACAAGUUCCCAUAUGGGAUUUUGAAUGUUCAUCCCAGCCUGCUGCCAAGGUGGCGAGGUCCAGCACCCAUCUUCCACACCAUCAUGAAUGGUGACACUGUGACAGGAGUCACCAUCAUGCAGAUUCGCCCUCACAGAUUUGAUGUGGGCCCCAUUCUGAACCAGGAGCUCCAUCACGUCCCAGAGAAAUGUACAGCUGAUGAGCUUGGAACUGCCCUAGCCACGAAAGGAGCACAUCUGCUGAUUGAUACAUUGAUGACACUGACUGAGAGACUGGCACAUAAGAAGGAGCAAAGUCAGACAGAUGCAACAUUUGCCCCAAAAAUCAGCAAGUCCAUGAGCUGGAUUGUGUGGGAGGACCAAACCUGUGACCAUAUCGAUCGUCUGAAUCGUGCCAUCGGAUCCCGGAUGCCUUUGAGGACCAUAUGGAUGGACAAAACAAUAAAACUCCUAGAUUUUGUAGGAAGAUGUAACAUUUCAUUAUCAGAUCACAGGAAGAAACCAGUCCCUGGCUCAGUGAGCUAUCAGAAGCAUUCCAGCACUCUGGCUGUCUGUUGUAAGGAUGGCUGGGUGGGAUUCAAGACAGUGCUCCUGAAGAAAAGGCUGACAGCAGCUGACUUCUAUAAUGGCUACCUGCAUCAGACAGCUGAUGGACGGUUUCUCAGUAGAAAAAGAGGAAGUGAAGAACAUAAGACAAGAGAGAACUUAGUGUUGUGACACAAUGACGAUAAGUUUCCUCGCUGAUGUGAACAUUGCAGACAUUAAAUCAGCUAAUGGAACUUACUGCAGUGAACUUGUCUGUUUUAAGACAAUUGCAUAUACAGUACAAUUGCUGUGUUACCAUAUUUAUACUGUAUACUUGCAAUAAAGGAAUGUACUAGUGACUUAAAAAUACAAGGAACAAUCAUAA